AUGUGCAAGGUACGGUGUUUCCUGGAGCCUGAGUGUGUCUCCUUUAACUUCGGACAACAAAAUGAUGGAUCACUUCUGUGUAAACUGAACAACAGAAGCCAUGCCCAAGUUCCUGAUGCGAUGCAGACAAGAAUUGGCUUUAUAUACCGGCCAGUAUUUGUAAGUACACUUCGCUACGAAAUUGUUUUCCGUUGAGAUAUAAUGAUGUUUGUUAGUCAGAAUAUUUCCCACUUUUCUUUCAGAAUUCUUGCCAAAGUAACCCCUGCUCAAGCCAUUCAACCUGUCGGCUAGGAUUCGGUGCCGAUGGAUACCAUUGUCUUUGCCCUGCAGGUUACCAUGGAAGAAAGUGUGAACUAGGUAUGGGUCUACUUAAUUCUACCUUAGCCUGCGAGCUGACUUCGCAUGGAGGCCCCUUGCUACCACCGGCCACUGGGAAGCUGGGGAGAGGGGGAAAGCUCGCCCUAAACGAAGAGAAAACUGGAAAGGGAGGACAGAGGAAGGUGCUCACUUUACUUGAGAAAACACUUCUUACAAUAGAGUUUGCUUGUAAGAUUUUCUCUGUGCACUACUGUGAUUGGUCGCUUAUUUUUGGCUAGCAUUUUGUGCAUGUUUUAAGUAUGAGUAUCAGAUUUUAAGAUUCUUGGCAUCAAUUAGAACGGCUGAGAUUCAUGGAUAUUUUGGCACAACUUGAGAAAAUGGCUUUUUUAGAAAACGUGACUCACGAAAAUAGCAUAGAGUUAUAUGAUGUAAACUGUCCAUAGAAAAAAAAAGAAAUUGUUGUAGUUCCGGGGGAUGCCUAUGGGUGUACUUCCUAUAUAAUGGCCCAUACGGGGAGGCUCCGCCCGAAAGGGGUACCGUUUUCAGGCUUUAGGUUUAUGAAAGGGUCAGUAAGUAUUUCACUAUUUGAAGAAUGUCAAAGGGUGGGAAAUCUGUCAUCGCGGUCUGUGAGACUCAGGGACUUAAAAGGCCUAAUAAGCGCAUUUUUGGUCGUGAAAAAAAAUACUAGAAAACUUGCUGGGUUAGUUGUUUAUUCAUAUUAAAAAGACGGUGAAAUUACAGCAGUUAAAAAGGAUGUAGUGUCCUUUACUCGUAUGUGAACGGGGUACCAUUUGCCAAUAAAAGUUAUACAAAAGGGGUAUCUUUUCUGUCAAUAAUGGUGUAUAAAACUAAGGGUAAGUAGUUGGACCUUGGGGCAGAGCGUCUCCGUGUAAAACUUUGUUGGAUGCCACUCAGGGAAAGAUGGUUCUGUCUUGUACUUCUGUCUUGUGUUAGUUUUCUAAGACACGUUGGAAGAAGACGGUACCGUUAGCCCAAUGAAUAGUUUUAUGUCCUCCGUCUCCAUCCACUUCCCUUCGUCCCGUGGUUCGUGUACCACGACCCGAGCGAAUUCUAGUCAGGCUCGCGUCAGUGCUGCUCGGAAAACACCUGCUGGUGAGGACAGUUUUUGGAGACAGUUGAGAGUUAAUGACCAACCCUCAAAUGCUGUAUACAGUAUGUUUGUCUUUGCAGAGGACCCUCCAACAGUGGUAAGUUGUGCCAGUUUCACCCAACUAGGACCAAGCAGCUAUGAAAUGGACGCUAACCAUGGUUCCUGGGCGGCGGAUGGCUUCUGUCGUGUGAUUCGAAUGGAUGAGAUAAAUGCUGGAGACCCGUACACUAUAAAUGUUGACUUGUACAAUGUGAUCGCAUGGGACGGAGUAGAUUCCGGUCACCUUGGAGUUAUGUAUAACGCUGUGGACGAGGACAACUUUGAUGUUUUUUACUUUAGGUUAGUAACCUGUGAAAAAAUAUCGUUUCCCAUAGUUGUCAUUUUCAUUUGGAGGCCAAUCCAUCUUCAACGGGUGGGUCAGACUGCCUUUUCCCCCUUCAACAAAGAUAUCCUGGGGCCAUGCAGAAAGGAUACAUUCUCAACUUAUAUAGAGUCUUAGACCGUAAUGAAUUCGUGGCUAUAUUCUCUAUACUGUUAAAAAAAGAAACAUUUUUGUUGGAAAGCAAUUUUUGUUUGAAACUGUUCGCCGGUAGAGGAGUUCUCAUUUUGACGUUUUCACAAAUAAAGCAGCAUUUUAAAUGGUCCCCAUGUGAAGAGGGCACGAAAAGCCAAAAACUACUUACUCAAUCAUACAAAAGUGCUAAACUUAAGACAUCAAUUUUAAAGUUUAUAUUUCUGUUUUGCCUAGGCUGCACAAUACAGCACCGUGCUUCCAGUCUGGCUAUGUGCUAAACGGUAACUUUGUGGGAAGCAGUAACUCUCCUUGUCCCAAUGGCAAUCCACCUGGUAAAACCUGGUUUAAUGUCCUUGUGGAGGUCAGUUCAGAUGGCAGAGUUGAAAUUUUUCUUAACGGUGAUCUCGUGAAUUCACAGACUUCUCACUUUAACACAAAAGGUCGCGGUGGAGUAGUGGUCGCCAAUGGAUACCAAAAUGUAAUGAAAUUUAGGGACUUCCGCUUACACGGCAUGCCGUGA
This is a messenger RNA of Porites lobata, 2463 nucleotides long. The record is from the annotation of a GenBank genome assembly. Lineage: Eukaryota; Metazoa; Cnidaria; Anthozoa; Scleractinia; Poritidae.